Molecule: messenger RNA, 552 nt
Organism: Echinostoma caproni
Lineage: Eukaryota; Metazoa; Platyhelminthes; Trematoda; Plagiorchiida; Echinostomatidae
Source: the annotation of a GenBank genome assembly
AUGGGGAACGAAGCGUCUCUACCUGAACUGUGCUCCACGUUUGACGUUGAAGAAAUUCGACGCCUUGCUAAACGUUUUAAAAAAUUAGAUCUUGAUGGAUCAGGCUCCCUUAGUGUAAAGGAGUUUAUGAGUCUCCCGGAAUUAAAGCAAAACCCCUUGGUCGCCAGAGUUAUAGAAAUAUUUGAUACCGAUGGCAAUGGAGAAGUCGACUUCAAAGAGUUUAUCAACGGAAUGUCUCAGUUCAGUGUUAAGGGUGAUAAAGAAGCGAAAUUGCGGUUUGCCUUCAAAAUAUAUGACAUGGACAAGGACGGAUAUAUCAGUAAUGGUGAACUAUUCCAAGUAAGUGAUUUUUUGUUUACGGUAACCCUCAAAAGGAGCAAUCUACGAGGACGUUUUCCGUUCAUAUUUUCUUCGUACAAUCAUGUUCACUACAAAAGUUUGCAUUGUACGCCUGCCACCGAAUUGAAUUCCGCCAUUUCCGGAAGUAGACUCACAAUCUUCCGCUUCUCAUCACUUCUAUCCAAGGGUGGCUUAGGUCGGCGGUUAUCGUGA